AUGCUGGAGGAGAUGCAUUACUCGACCGAGGAAGUUGACUCUUGCCAUACCCGGCGACUACGAAAGUUACACGUCAAGGAGAUGGACCCUAGCAUGCUAAUUGGCUUCAUUAUCCAGGACGAGGAGGACUGGGUAGAGUGGAGAAAAUCAAUCAAACAUGUCCAAGGGAAGGCAGUCAUUCACGUUUCGGAUGUGCAUCCGUUAUCGGGCCGCGACCCCGAUCAAAGACGAUCAGUAGACAGUGUUCUCUCAUUAAGUGAGAAUGAGUUUGAGGUCCCUGGGAAUACCGCCGAUGGUAUCGAGGUGCUGAAUCAACUAUGA
This is a messenger RNA of Parascedosporium putredinis, 321 nucleotides long. The record is from the annotation of a GenBank genome assembly. Lineage: Eukaryota; Fungi; Ascomycota; Sordariomycetes; Microascales; Microascaceae.